AAAAGGAGGAGUCAUUACGUUUGAACUAAGCGCGCCGCUUCUCUGUUUUCAGGAGCUCAAAACUAAACCAAAAACAAGCCAUAUAAACAUAAUUAUGGGGUUUAAUUGAACAAAUCCGUGUGAAUAAGAGCUAUCGGUCGUCUCUGCGUCAUCUGGAUCAACAAUGCCCAUUCGAGCAUAUUGCACCAUCUGCUCAGAUUUCUUUGAUAAUUGCAAAGAUGUCGCAGCAAUUCACUGUGGCCACACUUUUCAUUAUGUGUGUCUUCUCCAGUGGUUUCAGUCGGCCCCAAACAAAACCUGUCCACAAUGCAGGAAACAGGUCAGUACGCGGCACAUUAUCAACAAGCUGUUCUUUGACAUAGCACCAGAGGAUGAUGGGACACCAGUUGAUCCUGAAAGUUUACAGAAUGAGCUUGAUCGCAUGAAAGCAGUGUUGUCUGAAAAAGAGAAAGAAUGGAGGGACAAGCAGAAGUCAGUGGACACUCUAAAAGACACAAUCGAGAGGCAAAAGAGGGACCUGGAAAGACUCCGGAAGGAAAUCGGAGACAAAGAGAUGCUGUGUUCUGUCCUCCGGAAACAGAUGAAUUUCUUGGAGAGUCAGAAAAACGAAGGACAGGCAGCCAAAGAGGAAGCCAAGCGACUCCGGGUCAAAAUGAAAACCUAUGAAAGUUUAGAUGUGGUCCUACAGGGUCAGAGGUCAGAGGUGGAGGCCAUGAUCACUGAUAUGGGUGUUGGUCAGUCUGCUGUUGAACAGCUGUCCAUAUACUGCAUCUCACUUAAAAAGGAGUACGACAAUCUGAAAGGAAGCCUCAAGUCAUCAAAUGAGAUGUGUGAGAAACUAAAAAGGGAGCUCUUCUCUUCCAACAGCAAGUUGCAAAAAGCCACUGCAGAGACAAAUGGAACAAAGGAGGACAUGAAGGCACUUCAGAACGACCUGUCCAACGCAGACAAAGAGAUCACUAGCUUGAAGAAGAAGGUGGAAAUUCUGCAGCGGACGUUAAGCACUCCGACCCGCACCAAUGAGGCCAUCAGCAGACUGGUCUUCGAAAGCCCUGCUCCUCUGGAGCUGAAGCCUACUGGUCAUGGUCUGAUGACUGACUCUCAGGAAAUUGACCUCAACCUGACCUUCGACAUUAACACACCUGAACAGGUGGAGAGGAAACCCAUUCAGGUGCCAUCUAAGAAGAUGCGUCUGGACACUUCGGUAUCGUCAUCCAAAAACAUGGAAAAUGCACUCGGACGUAGUAAGUCUCGUGUUAAAGAAGAUGAUGUCAUGAUGGGGCCCAUGUUAAGGAACUCUCUGCUUUUCAGAAAGAACACAUUAGGGAGCAUGCUGGACCCAUGCAAAUUUGGCACUGUAAGAUCUGGCUAUGAUGGACUUGGAGGAAGAGCCAAAUUUAUCCAACCUUCUCCUUUAUCUGAGAUUCGACCCCUCGCCAUGAAGUCCAAGAGGAAGAAGGUGUCCAGGCCCGUUACAAGCAAGCCCACCUCCAGCCUGACCACUCUGGAUGCUUUCUUGGAAUAAAACGUCUCCCUUUUCAGGCCUGCAAGAGACAUUUUUCCCAUGACGCUGGUCAAAAAUACAAUAAGGGAAGCCCCUAUUUACAGCAA
This is a messenger RNA of Carassius carassius (crucian carp), 1611 nucleotides long. RefSeq names its product E3 ubiquitin-protein ligase TRAIP-like. The transcript has 16 exons. NCBI's taxonomy places the organism in Eukaryota, Metazoa, Chordata, Actinopteri, Cypriniformes, Cyprinidae. The record is from RefSeq and is a predicted model, not a curated record. The coding region runs from base 164 to 1525 and encodes 453 amino acids.